CUGAUGAUCGCGCGCUCACUCUCUCACCCGUUCAACAUCUCGUGCACCUCCACUCCUCAGCAGCCGCCACCAGUUUACCCGCUGACCGAGUGAGGCGACAAGAAUUGAAAGUCAAGCACCGGCGGGGAAUGAAUUAUCGAUGAAAGAUGGACGAAUGAUGACAGGUCGGUCAGUUGGCCCGGCAGACAGGAGAACCGCUGUCGCAGAGGACAGGCAGAUUGAGGAGGAGGAGGAGGAGAAGGAGGAGAAGGAGAAGGGACGGAGGAGAGAGGAAAGCAGUCACAUCUGCCGUGACUUUGGAGAUUUCUCUUCGGCAAAGUGGGGAGAAAAAAAGGAGCCACCACCUUAUUCUUUCGGCUGAAACCCACUACAUGUGUGAGGAAGAGUUGACGUGUGUCGGAAUUACAGCGGUGGACUUCUGUGUUGAUUUUUGGACACCUUUUUUUUUCCUGUUAUCUGUUCAGCAAUUUUCCUCCGUUAAGGUAACGUCUGUUAGACGUUGUGCCGCGUGCGCACCAGCUGGUAACGGACUUUCUGGCAAUUUUUAAUACCGUCAAGAUAAGCUCUUUAUUUUGGUUGUGUAUUUGAAGCAUCCUCUGACAGUGUUUGGCCUCCGUGGGUACAGUGUGGAUUUGUUUUAAGGGGUAAAAGAGGACGGAUUUUUAAGAGGGCGAUACCCCCCUCCUCCCCUUACAUAAAUGUUUGCGUGCCGUUAGUGCUCUCGUUCUCGGUCGACCCCCUCCACCCCAUCCCCCCACCCCCCGUUUCCCUCUGAAUAGGUUCGCUGAGUCUCACACGCAGACAGACGCAUCGCAUACGCGCAUAUAGACACAGACCUGAACAUUAUUUUACGCGCACGACCAUACACACUCACACAUACACAUAUCACAUGUGCAUACGUAAUUUUGAAGGCAAACCUUAGCACCCUCACCCAUCUCACCCACCACCAACCCUCUCACCCCCACUAUCUGAUGACUCCCCGGCGUAGAGUUGGACGUGGCACGGAACCGACUGUAGCAUCACCAUCAUCAUUCUCAUCCUCAACACCACCACAGUCAUCAUCGCCACCCUCCCCCUCUUCCUCGCCACCAUGUCCUCGUCGUCGCGCAAGAUCUCCUCCGAGUCGUUCAGCAGCUCGGUGGGCUCGGACUGCGGGCUCGAGAGCCCCGGGGGAGACGGAGGGGACGGCGGUCUGGAGACGACGGAGGAGAGCCGAGGCUGCCCCUUCUCUUCGUUCCCUUCCUCCCACAGAGCGGCGCUCUGGAACGGCCGCAGCCCAGCUGAGAGGUCGGCGUGCCCGGCGGGCGAGGAGCAGCAAGGACCCCACAAGAGGGUCACCAGGAGGAGACGAGUUAACCUGGACUCGCUGGGGGAGAGCCUGAGGCGACUUACAUCACCAAUGGUAGGCCUCUAGCACAGUCUAUGAAGAGCUCAAAAUGACACCAAAUAGUCCUGCAAGAAGUUGAAGUACCAUAUUUCUAAAGGCAUCCUAUCUCCCAUACUUAACUGUUCAAUAGACCUGCUCUUGUCAAGUGGCAUUCACUAGCUGUAUGGCACGUUCAGCCUCCUGAAAUGGUCAAUAUGAUGACAGCCAGUUCAGGAGGAAUUAGACCUUUGCAACAGCAUCUCACAACUUCAGCAGUAGCACAAUUUCCCCAAAUCCCAAACAAUAUUUGCCCCUUACCAUUAUAUGAAACUUUUUCAGCCUUCUAAUCUGAUAGCCUGAAUCAUCUGGCAGAUUAUAUAAUGAAUAUGCUGUUGUGAAAGAGAGAGAGAGAGAGAUGCCCAGGCCCUGUCUGUGGAUGUAAUGAUGUGAGGAGUGUGACGAAUGAGCCUGUUUCUGUGUCUGUGUGUCUCAGUUGUAUUACAGGCUCUAAUGUAAUAAAGCAGUUAUUAGAACAGCGCAGUUUGAUAGAUGGGACAUGAUUAGGGCAUUGCAUAGUGUUUUGUUAUGGUACAUCAGUUUGAGAUUUGAUUAAAUCUUCUGCAAUUUGGCUUGCAUAAUGUAGCCAGACAACAUUGGCAAACAAAAGACAGAUGCCAGAUAUGUAAAUGGUAUGAAGUUUAACCGGAGAUAGAGUACUUGUCUGCUUUUCUUGUUCAUUCUGUCUUUCCUUUCAUUAACUAAUUUGCUGUUUUAGGCUUAAAUAAAACCAGUUUAUGAUUCUGCCACAAAAAAUGUUGUGUUAUAGUUACACUGAGUCCAAACACAGUCAUAGUUUGGCAUCUUCAUACGACCAAAAAUAGUAAAGAUGUCACAGAGGUGUAAGACCUAGUUAAGUUCCAAAUACUUUCCUGGCCAGAGAGAAUAUUUUCAGCCAAUAUUCCUGCACUCUAGAUUGCAGUCAAAUGUGGAAAGUUUUGUCUCAUGUGCCAAGAAGAAAAAGUCAUAAAUCUAGCAAACUUAAUAUGAAGUAGCCCAAGAGAUAACACAUACAUUGACAAACAUAUUUAGAAUACGGUUUGCCGGUAUUUCAAGAUUCACAUGUAAACUUGCUAGUAAACACAUGCGUUUGUUGUUUAUCAUGCUGUAGGUGUUACACAAUAAAGAAUACUUUGUAAUUAAGCUCUAAAUAUUAAGUGUGUAAUCAUCCCUCGACCAUAGUCCAACUGGUCGACUUUUCUUAGGUGCCUGACAUGUAGUGCUGUUUGUUUAAGCACUGGAGCAUGCCGAUGAGGGUAAAGUGGUGGCUAAUCUGAUGGUUAUUUAUCAACUUUAACUGUACCUGUAAGUUUGCAUGUAUUGGUCAACCAUGACCUCAUGGUCAAAGGUUGAAAGGACUGAAUUCAUGAAUAGUUCAUCGUGCAAGUAUGAUAUCACAGCAAAGAAUCUAUUGAAGCUGCAAUAGUUGAUACCAUUGAGACAUAGUUUGUGGCAUUGCAUUUCAUACAUAGACGAAUGUAGACGGUUUUAAUGUUUUAAAUGCUGUUCUCUACUUACAGAUUCCAAGCUAACGAAAUGAUACAUGUUGUUUUUUUCUGCUUGAUAUCUCAGUCAUGGAUCAAAAAUGUAUAUGACUUAAAACCCUCCACUUAACUUGAUUAUUUUUUUCACUAUUACGUCAUAUAGUUUUUUAUUUGAUGAACAAAUGAGUUGAUAUAUGAAAAUAAAUUUGAUUGGAUUUAUUACUUGAAAAGGAAAAAUGGUGGCCAUGUCACUUGUAUGCCUGACCCCAUGUAUUACCUCAAAUAACCAACAGGAGUAAGCUUGCUUGAAUAAUAUUUACUUUUAAACUUUUGAAUUUAACGUUUCGGUAAAAAUCAGCUUACUUUUCAUCAAGCUGUAACACAGAAACUGAGAGACCUCGCUUGAUGAGCAAUAUGCGAGCUGUAUUCACACAUGAUUUACUGCAGGAAAAAUACCUCUUUUACAGAAUUUCUAUGAUGAGAAAAAGCAGAAGCCAGCAUAUUGUUAUCUAGAGUAAGCUCUGAGAGGUUGUCUAUAGUUUAAUUUGGGUUUUUUUGUGUCUUUCACAUAAAGAAAGAAAAGCUGUGGCACAAGCACACUUCAGCAAGGCAUGAGAUUAUUCCUCAGAAGCAAUAGCAAAACCAUCUAACACAGUGCAGGAUGAUAUGGCCUUGAAUCAGUAUCGCAAUUAACUGAAAAUUUUACCUUGAGUACAAUAAAUUAAUUAUGAAAAUACUACAAAAACUAUCAAGAAUAAUAAAAAUAGGUAUAACAGUGAUAAUAAUCAUAGUAAUGCUAAUAUUAAUUAUUAUUAUUAUAGUGAUAUCAACGAUAAUAAUAAUAAUGAUAAAAGUAAUGAAUGUAAUUAUGAUAAUAUAUAACAAAAACCACAACAACAACAGAAAUAAUUACAAUAAUAACAACAACAACAACAGCAUCAACAACACUAAUAGUAACAAUAAUAACAACAAUAAUAACAAUAAUAAUAAUAAUGAUGAAAAUAAUGACACUAUUUUUCAUAAUUUGUUUAAAAGCUGGGACAUUUUUCCUGUGUCUGAAUUCUUUAUAUAUUUGUGUGACAUUUGUAAAUACGUUUUGUAGAAAGCUUCUUUGUGGAGGCACUUGUUGCUUCUAUGUCACACACUGGACAAGGCAGGGUCAUGUGAAAAAAACAUAUGGAUAAAACAGAUGGCUAUAUGCUGUUGAUGGGACAGUCCGUGAAUGCACGAAGUACGGAAAGUUUUAACAAAAUUAUCAAACAAAGAUUAACAUACAUGGGCAAGAUAACAUCUGUUUUAGGUUUUCAAAGAAUUUUUAAAAUUAGUUGUCCAUCCCUCAGCUGGUUGUCGAUAUUAUUCUGUUGCUUUUAUCUCAACAUUUGCACAAAAUAUUGCCUAAUUGAUAUCUUAGUUUGUGUCUUUGUUGAAGGUAUGGACAAUCAUACACAUUAACCCAUCAUCCCAUUAACCCUGUCUUGUUUAAAUCUAAAUACUAUGCCUUACAUCAUCGAUACAGGUAAAGAUCUGUCAAUAAAAUUAUAGCUGUUAAAAAUAAAUAGCAAAUCAGUAUUUUUCUUUCAUUCUUGCAUCUAUCUAGAAAUUCUUGUACUCGUGUGUUCUUCUAUUUCUAUUUGUGUUGGUUCCACACAACAAAUACUGCAAUGUUUCCAACCAACUACAGGGUCGUGGGAAUAUGUUUCUCCAAAUUGCAAAUGCUCAGACCCUGCGGUUCAAUUCCUGAGAGAAAUAGAUGAUGCAGAGAAAACACAGCAAGGAUUGUCAGCCAUUUUUGGCUGCGCAGGCACAACCUUGCAGAAUAAUGAAAUUCAACAGCAUAGCUAAAAAUAUGAAGUUGGUGUUUAUUGGAGAGGACCACUGAGAGUCAACUUCAGCUCUCAGCUGCAGCUCUUAUGGGUCUUAAAUGGAUUUGUGGAAAAUAUUCUGCAGAGUGAAUACUUACAAAAUGGUUUGUAUAACACUGAUGAUAAUAUCUGACAUUUUAUUUGGUACAUGGCAAUUAAGUGUUUCUCUGUGAGUGUACGUGUGUGUGUUUGUGUGCAUGCAAAAAUGGGUUUGUUAGCCUAUGAGCACAAUUACAGGCAGCAGCUCAGUCUUUCUUCUAAUCAGGGUAUGUUAUUACGGUGCUGUGCUUUGGUCAUAGGGGCAGGUGAAGGGUGCCCCUAUGACCGAACACAUAGGAUGUUUCAUGUUUUCUCACCAUCCAAAUACAUAAUUAUCUACAUUGCCAUCAAAAUGUUGAUUGCUGUUGCUGGCAGGGACACAUGGCAGCAUAUUAAUGUAUAAACAGUCAAGGAUACACCUAAAACACACUUUUAUAUAUUCUCUCUCUCUCUCUCUCUCUCUCUCUCUCUCUCUCUCUUUAAAACACACUCACACACACUGGCUGCGUGCAGUAGCAGUGCCUGUUGUUGACUGCAGUGGACCGUGACGGAGAGGACAGAGAAUGCUCUCUGUGGUUGUCUUCACCCUGACCACACUGACCUAGAAGCUACAACACGCACACAAACACACACAUUUACAUUUGUGCAAACAGUCAUUUUCUGUCUCCCCCUUUCUCCCCACUCCUGCUUUCGUGUAAUCACAUGGAAGGUAGCCAUUAGCUUAGUGACCCAUGACGUUGAUCAAAAGGCCCUGAGUGUUGGCUACAAAUAUGAAAAGUGCGAGACAAGUGUGUGAGUUUACUAAAGUGAGUACUCUGGUACACCCACAUCCCUUAAUCUGUGGUCACAUCUACUCAACUAGGAACUGGUGUAAUAAUGAGAAAAAAUGACUUUAGUUUUUUGCUAAAAAGCAGUUUGUUAGUCAUGCUGCAUUAUGUAUGUGUGUGUGUACAUUCUGUUAUCACCACACUGCUUUACAAUGAUGACCUGUUGAUGUUGUCUAUUCUAGGCCUGCUUUCUAUUAGUGGAAAAAUAUCUUAAAUAAAGGUAGUGCUAGUGCUUAAAUCCUUCUGUGACUUCAUUUAAAUGGGAGAAUUAUAUUAAAUGAGUAACUCCAUUGGUUGUUUUGCGUCCUACCCUCAAAAAAGUGUAGUUCUGGGAGCUCAUCAAUUGGGACACCACUGACAUAAAAAAUCCACUUUACUCUAAAAAUGGAGACGAUUGUGACACGUUUUGUUGGACUCCAACUGCACAAUGUAGUGAUGAUGUCAAAACACCACCCAGCACUGUUCAUGAAUACCAUCAAUGCAGAAAAUGAGUUCCAAAGUAACUCCCCUCUGUAAAUAAAGUAGUUUGGAUGACCACACUUCCAAGAUUAGUUUGAUAAUUUUUCACCGUUAUGGAAUCUUGUUUCUGACCCUGGGACAAGCAACAGGGGGAGCCAGAUUUAUAUAGCUUGGUUGCACCAUGACUCAGUUUUAUUGUCAUUAUGAAGAGGAAUAAAACACAAGAGCAUACAUAAUAAACAGAUUGCAAAUGACUGCCUGAAGCGCAUUAAUUAGGUAGUCUAUUUUGCAUGCAUGUUGCAUGCCAUCACACCCAGCAUGUAAACAUUCGACCUGUCAGAUGGAGCCCUGGACACACGGGCUGUACAUUCACACCAUUAAACUAAUCAGAUUAAGCCCCAGAUAGCUGUCAGCUCCCCUCAGAUUAAUUGGUGUCAAUUUGGUGGUGACAGCAAGGUUAACUAGCAGCAGAAGAUAAAGAGAGAAAAACAUGGUCAAGGACAAUCUUGGGGUGAAAAAGAGAAGUGCUUGGCUUUUUGAAUGAAUUUUCGAUUCGUUAGGAAGUACCUCUACAGAACAAAACACGUAGCACUACAGAAACACCUACAGACCGUGAUAUUGUAGCUACUAUGAACAUACAGAUGAUCUUUUGACACAAAUCAUAUUGUCAUUGCAACAUUUACGAGCAUUUUGCACACCACAGAUCUUUCCUGUAUUGUGCAGGCCUAUAGAAAUGUAACACAGAGUCCUUAGGUUGAAUUUCACGGUGGGUGUUACGGUUCAGGGUAUUCACAGUGUUUAUUUUGAGUAUAUCUUUAAAAUACUGAUGUGAAAACGUAACACAUAUUUAUACACACACAUACGCAAUAUAGUUAAACUCAUAAACUAUUGCAUCUGUUUUGUCUGGCUGAUGUAAUUGAUCAUCUCCCAAAGGAGCCAAAAUGAACCUAAUUUGUUUGAUAUUUGAGUUAAUUUAACUGUGAUCUCCAAUAGAACUUCUUUUCAAAACAUAACUUGGGUUUUCAGUCCUCUUUUAGGUUGAAAUGUUUGCCAGAAGAUAGUACUUGUCCCUGAAACAAUAGUCUACUGGUAAGACCCCAAGGCUUCAGCAGAGGCAGAUUGCAACAGAACUGUUUCCUUUGUACCUGCUUUAUUACUCCCUGACAGGGAGGGCUGAUGUGUUUCAUGCUGGGAUUAUCUGCCAGGUCUCAUCUGUUGUACGAGUUUCUAUUUUCCUAAGUAGUGGUGGCAGCUCUCCAACUGUGCUGAAGCACCAGAACCCACUGCUCCUUGACCAUACACAUUACCAGUUCACAUGGAUGUUAAUUUGUCGGAGGAAGGUUCAUUUAAAGGAGGCAAAAAAGAGCUGGCUCACAGUGGAUGCCUGCUUGAGAAUCAGUCCUGAGAUACACAGGAAAAGCAGGUUCACACACAGCUGAGAGAGGUAUAACUGAACUCCGCUGUGAAAGAAAGCAAUGCAGAGCAACAGCAAGAGGAAUGGAGUGAGUAUGGGUGAUAUUCUGCUCCCCUCCCAAGGUAAAGAAACAGAGCAAACAAGAGAAACAGAAUGGUUUGAAUAAAGACGACAAGAGAACAGAGAAAGAGAGGGGUGAGAUAAAAGCGGAGAGGGAAGAGUGUGUCCUCGACUCUCUGCCUCUAUUUUUGGUGGACCUAGUUUUGCUAAUCAUCCUUUACAUGUCAGUGUGAUCAAAUCCUUUCACUGUAUAUGUGGUCGGAUGCUUUGAUACCUGCUGUUAAAAACAAAACAAAACAAAACCCAACAACAAACAGGCUUUCUUACGAGCUGAAAACUAGCAUCUAAACAUGUUGGAGUGUUGGACUCGGGAAGAUUAAUGUGUGAUAGGUUAUCGACUUGUGUGUACAGCCAACAUGCAAGCAAUUGUAACAAUGUAGGCUGAUGAUGAUGAUGUUUGUGCACAGUACGUUUGCACAUGUGUGCUGAUAACAGUUAGUGCUUUUGGGUUUGGUCGUUUUGUGUGCACACCAUAAUGUGCGUGUUACUUUGUAGUAAAUGAGUAGCUGAAUGAAGGACACAGUGUGAAACUGUCAUGAUAAGACACCAUUUUCAGGACUGGCAUAGUCACACACAUAGAAACACACAAAUAUGUAAGUGGGGAUUGGGAAUUUGUGUUUCUGUAUCAGAGACAGUAAAAUAUUGACCCAGCGGAUUGUUUUUAGGUGUCAGGUCUGCACAGCUGGUAGAAACUGUCUUUUGUGCUCCUGUGGUUGAUAGGGUUCGCUCUGGCUUAAAGUGAAAAUAUAUUUUUAUCAACAGGCAUUGUUUCAAGUUGCUCCAAGUGUUAAUAUUAUCAGCAUUGUUGAUUCUGUGUAAAGAAAUAAUGUACCAAAAUAAACUACAGUACAAGCCCUAUUUAAGUCCCUAUAGUGAAAUACAUAGAGUAAAUUCACUACAUAAUAAUUCCUGCUGUCUUACAUUCAUUCAGAUAUUUUCUAAACAAAAAACCAUCUUUGCCAUAGCUCUAACCUUUUUGCUCCACGACUCAGUAGUCUCUGUUUUUCUGUUCUCUCCCUGUCUCUUCGCACGAGCACAUACUCACACACACACCAAACACACAAAUACAACCACACAAAAUCAUUCCUGUAUCUGUCCAGAGUGGGCGACAGCCUUAGAUUGACCUCUCCAGCUGGCACACAGUGUUCUAGCAUUGUCACUACAGCGUUGCAUUUGAGCUGCAUCACAGAUAAUCACCUCGGGUCCGCCCUCUAAAGCUUAGGCUGUCAGAAACACAAAAUACACCAGCUUUGUAACCACUAACACGGACAAUUGUCCGAAUUUUAUUGUGGUUUGAUUGAUAUUUUGACCACUUUUCCGACCUUUUGAUGAAGACACAUGAAAGCAAAAGAAAAACAAACAUCUUUUUGAUGAGGGGGGGGAUAUACAGGUUAGGUUUGAUGUGUAAAAGACCCAACUGUGUAUCGUUGUUGCAGUGUGAACAGGUCAUGCUUUGGCAAGAAUUUUGCUUUACUGAAAUGGUCCAGGUUGAAAGUGGGAAUUACUGUGUUAUUGAUACUUUGAGUCUAUUCAAUGGAUGCCUGAAUUACAGUGUGCACUAAGAUUACACACUAAUACACAUGCCUAACUAUUAUUUUUCUGUUUUCUUCUUUUAGACACAGACUGUUCAGGAAGCCCUACAACGAACUCUCCAAUACUACAAACAACAAGAGAUCAGGUACAAAUGAGUGUCUUGCUUGCUGGUUGUUUUCCUGACUCUUGUUCUCUUUUAUUGUUUUUCAACUCUUCCUUUUUUAAGUAUUUCUUUGGUCAUAUUCACCUCUUUGGCUUUUUUUUUUUUUACUUCUCUGUCUUUCCAAGGAUUAAAACUAACUUUCUUACUUGGUAGCACUAAACAUCUCAACACAAAAAGUUAGAUGCACCAGUAAAAAUGUAAGAACUGAAAAUUUAAGGGCUCCACACUACAGUAUACUGUAAACACAGUGUUACCUGCAGCCUAGGGCUGAGCGAUAUGGCCUCAAAUCAUUGUCAUGUUAUAUUGAGCAGUUCAUCUUGAUAACUAUAAAUGAACGAUAACUACUCCACAAGCUGCUCACCCCCUCCCACAUUAACUUCGUCUACUUCAGCCGCCACUCCAGCUGCUACAGCUUUUGAACCAUCCUCCGUCUCCUCACCUGUCUUUCCGUCUUUAUUACGAACUAAACGGGGUAGAGUCACAUCUCUGAUGUAGGGCAGUGUGUUAAACGGAAAUGAGACCAUAGCCUACCUACACACAUCCAAAACCAACUUUUAUUUAUGUGUUUUUUUGACACUGAAUAUACUGGCAUGGGCAAAAUGAUGUCGGUUAUUGUCAUAAAUUUCUGUAUCAGUAAAUUUUCUGUUUAUCGCCCAGCCCUACUGCAACCCCGGCCAUUUUGAUUGCAGAUCCAUUUGAAAUCUCUCUGCUGCUGGUGCGUCACAUUCACCAUAUCACUGUUGUCAUCACUGACCUCACUUUCAUUUUCUGUAACCAUAAGUUGCUCACAGGAGAAAUCCUACAUGUUCUUGCCAUCUUCAGCUCUCCUGAUUUUGCAGUAGUUGUUUUUUAUGUCGCGUGACAGUGAAGUGCAGUGAAAGGAUGUGAUUGGAGUAACCAAUUUAAAAUCAGCCUUAAAAAACAGUCAAGCUGAUGUUGGCCUGGUUACAAGCCCUGCUUUCUCUUCUCCAUGAAUACACACACACACAUGCCCAGUCUGUGAACCUUUCAGUGUUCGCUCUACCCCUUAUUUUCUCUUCCUGUGUGUUAUUUUUGUUCACUCAGACGACAUACCCACAGACAUUGACAUUUACUAUAUACAGCAGACAAGGUCCUACAGUUUUUUCUCACUCCAACUGUCCCUGCCUUUCAGUAAAAGAAAACUCAGACAAUUUCGCAAGGCUCUUCAUGUCCCUAAAUACACUUAUGGAUGCUGGAUUUUGGCCUCUUAUAUUUUGUAUUUUCCUUUGAUUAUUUUCAGUUUUUUUUUCCAUACUCCACUUUGUCUGUUUGUUCUAUAUAAAAUUAACUUUCCCCUGGUUUAUACCUGGCAUAAACAUCACACCUGGCACAGAUUAAUCUCUGCUGUGGAUAUGAUUUCUGAACGUCUCAUUAGGGAUGGGAUUGGGAACAAAAUUGCUCUGACUACUUUCAAUACCAGAAAAGCAAACUAACUUUAGAAUAAAUGAUAUUUGUCAUGAGUAGUAUGUAGCUUGUGACCGGUAGAUAUCUGGUACAAUCCCCAGACAAAAUGACUGUGUUUAACCAUUGCAGAGGUGGACUUGGACUCAUUUUCCUGUCGUUCUCUCCAAUUGUUGCAUUGGAUCUGCUCAGUGACCUACAGAUAUGAACCUACAAAAAGGAAUAUCAAACUGCCAAGCCCAACAUAUCUCACACAAAAACCUGUACGACUAGAUAUUAUCACCUUGUGUCUAUCCAUGCAGAGAGAGCUCACGUUUCUUUAAAAAAGCUUUUUUAGAAUCUUAGCGAUGAUCUUUCUAGAUUCUCAGUCCGUGUUAUUUGGAGCAACCCUCAGCACCAAAUGAGACCACAACCUUACAGAGAAUUCUGUAAAAUGUGAGUUUUGUUUGUGUCUUCAUAGGUGUCAAGAGAUUGCCAGCCAAGAGAGAAGGAGAGAAAAAAGAGAGGAUAAGUGCCCAUUUCUUGAAAACUCUGGCUCAGAAGAGGAUGUCUUACAAAUUCUUCAAUACAUGGCCACCAUUCUGGGUGAGUAUUUAAAGAACAGUACGGUAUGUGUGUAUUAUUGUGUGUUUAGUGUUGAUGUAUAGUCUUAUAGUUCUCACCCUGGUUUUCUGGCUCUUUUUUCCUGUUGGUGCUUCAGAUCGAUUUUACUGUACCAUGUUAUUUUUAUUGCAGGACACACACUGCUUCUCUCAUUUCCUCUCCAUAAAUGCUCUCCAGUGAUGUUUGAUGAAGUGUAUUUGUGUGUUUGAACACUUACAGAAUUGCAUAAGUUAUCCCCCAGAGCCAGGACCUGUUAAACAAAUUGUUGAAACUUUUAACUUUUAAUGAAAAAGGGAAAUACAGUAUCAUGGCCUAGGUGGUUUGCAUAAACUCAGACAGAAAUAUACAGCUAUUUACAAAUGCUUAAACACACACAAACAGUGCAUGACUCACUCUUGAGGCUCACAAAGUCUCCCAGGCCUAUCAUGAAAAAACACAGAAGCACAAGCACACACACAUGCACACACACAAAUAUAUAUAUACACACACGCAGACACACUGUCCCGGUGAGUCACGCUGUACAGCUUUGUCCUCCCUCUGUUCCAUCUAAGAUCUCUUUCUGCCUUUAUCUAUCUACAGUCCUUAACCUCCUUCUAGUUCUCUUUUUUUAUGUUCUGUCUUUCUGUGCAGAGUGUCCACUGCUCACUGCUAUUUUCCACCAGCGUUUCUGUCCAUUCCUCUUCAAAUCAGUUUUUGCCUUAGCUUCCAACACCAUCUUUCAAUAGCCACCUCUCCUUCCAUCUUAAUCUACCUCCCUCAGGUAGUCAUUGCACGAAUUAAAGUAGUCAUGAAGACAGCAAGUUAGGUCGGUAGCACAUACAGUACAUCAUUCUCGCUUACUUGUCUGCAUCCCCACACUUGCUGCAGUAUCCUGAGGUGUUCCCUGGCCAGAUGGGAUAUGUAAUCCCUGCAGCACGGUCUGGGUCUGCUCAGGGAUCUCCUUGUUAUUGGAUGUGUCUGAAAUACAUCCACAGAGAGACAUUCAGGAAACCUUACUGUCUUACUGUAGGCAUCUGUGCUCAAACUACAUCAGCUUUCUCCUUCUCGUUGAUUCAACAGUUGGAUCCCGAGGUCCUUCUUGAUAUCCAUUUGUCCUUAAAGGGAUAUUCUGGCGUAAAAUUUCAGUUUGCAGUAUUUACUUAAUGAGAUGUCUCUUUGAUCGUAUCAUGUGUAAUGUUUAAUUUUGUCAGGGCAGAUUUUUGUUUUCAUCCAUUUAUUGUGUAUCUGCAGUUGAGGUGUAAUAUGUAUCCAUAACACUUUGAAACCUGUUUUUAUCUUGAAAAGAGGUAAAUUCUGCAUCACUCACACAGAUGUUUUCUUCUUACUCUUUUCAGGAGUACCGUUCUGUGAGCUGCGGGAGCAUUUUGGAGAGGAGUUCUUUGGCCUUUGCUUUGAAGAAAAUGAGCGAGUUCUUAGAGCUGUAGGUGGCAACCUCCAAGACUUCUUUAAUGGCUUUGACGCCAUUUUGGAACACAUUCGCACCUCCACAGGGCGACGUGCCUCAUCUGAGAGCCCCUCCUUCCAGUGCAAGGAUCCCCAAGAGGAGGAGACAGGGAGAAGAAAACUGGACAAGCUUGGAGAGCGAGGAGACGGAAGAGGAAAGGUGUUGCUUCUUCAUUGUUUUAACCCGGCCCCUGUUGUUGGGCUGGUCAUGCCCGGGCUGAUCAGGGCUGUCGCCAGGCGGAUUUUUCAUUUAGAAGUUGAGGUGGAGGAAGUGCCACCUCUUACCCCCUUAUUACCUAAUGAAGACACAGGACAUGCAGAUGGUGACUCUGCAACUCCUACACCGACGGCAUCCCCCUCUGCCUCACCCUCCUCGUCCCCAUCCCCUCCCUCUCCUUUCCAAACUUCGGUCCCCACAAUUUGCUUAUCCUUCCAAAUCACAGAGACUUACCCUAUUCCCCCUUCUUCUUUUCCAAAUGCUGCCCCUGUGUGCACAAAACGGCCCCCACUUUCACUCUCCACCAACCCCAGUGAUCUGCGUAUUGGCCUGGCCACGUUUUGCCGUGCCUUUCCAUUUCACCUGGUUCUUGGGCCUCGCAUGGAGCUACUUCAGCUUGGAGAAGGAUUGAGAAAACAAACUCGCAUUGAGCCUCACCGGAGCCUCUCGUUCAGGGACUGUUUUGAGAUUGUCUCACCUAAGAUGGAGCCUUCGUUCCAGGGCAUCCUACUGAGACUUGCAUCCCCAUUUACCAUCCGUACCAGGCCUGAUACCACACAGGCAGGCACCAAAGAGAAGGUAAGGCUAUGAUAAACAGCAGAUGACAGUGCUUCUCAUAUUCUAAUUUCCACCACACAAUUAAGUUAUUGCAGAAAGAGUCACAGUUACAUAAAAUUAAACCCAGUCAGGAAUUUUAAGUAGGGUUGCUGGUAUGUUAUUAUUUUUUAAUCAGCAUCUCCCCAGGCAUGGCUUAAGUCUCUGCACCACCACGCCCCGCCACCACCAUCCCUGCUGUCUUAGCUUUGACUUUGACUGAGUUUAGUUUUUCUUUAUAUCAGAGGAGUUGUGCAACUGGAGUUGACUGUUCAGAACGAGUGUCCAGCUUUUCUGUUUGAAAUACUCACAGCUUGACCAAGAAGGCCACAACUUGAUUCAGUUAGUUUGCACUGAAUAGUGACACAUGGGUUCCUGUAGGAUGUAGAGGCUCAGUUUGGCACAACUAAGCAUAUAGAUUAUUUUUUAGGUUGUAAUCUGUCAAGGUAUGUUAGCAGUUUUAUUUCCUACAAUGUCCUACUACUUCUACUACUGAUAGCGAAUCUGUUUGUAUCAAUACUAUGUGCCUUAUCCAUAUCUAUUUUAAGUAUUUUGAAACAGUCCUAAAAAUGUGAUGUUGUUACAUUGGAGGUUUAAGGUUUGAAUUAGUUCCAAUGUGUCUGAAAAGAUCAGUCAAUCAGAGUUGUAUGCUUUAUCCAGUUCUUUAUUGAUUCGAUGGUCUCUGCAGGCUUUCAUUGUCCGGACAGAACACCCUGAUGCUAAACAGAACUGACAGAGAGGAGAUUGAUCAUUUCAGAGGGAUCAGUGUGUGUAUGUAUGGUUGUAUGGUAGAUGUGUGAGUUGGGCUUGUAUUAAACUACAUCAGUAACAGUAGUGCAAAAAUAACCAUGGCAAAUGAUGGGUACUAAGGUACUAAUGGACUAGAUGUACAAUUGUUGAUCCACUCUGAAUAAACUAGUUUCUCAAAGAUAUGAUAGUAUAAAGUGUAUAAAGUGCAUUUGUACCAGUAGAUCUUGGAGAAAGGAUGAGGUCUCAGCUGAACACAACAUUGCUCAUUUGCAGUUCCUGUUUGUGAGGGCAUGUUUUUGGUCCUGGUGGUCUGAUAUCCUGUGCCAGUUCACAGUGGUGCACAGCGGCAAAACGAUGUUUAUAUUUCACGUAUUUUUAGAGGGGAAGGACCUGUAUGAGCACCACAGAUCUUUGGCCAAAGGCAGAUGGCAGGGUUGAAACACCAUCAUGUCAUGUUUCCCUCUUUGCCUCAGCAGUAUUAGCUCUGGUUUUUGCUGAAGCACAGAAAUGGAACACACUUGCACUGCGGUCAGACAAGCUAGAAUACAUUCUUGUAGGAAAAAGGAGUUCAACCCAUUACUUUUUUUUCUGAUUGGUUAUUUUGCAGGAUAAAUGAUACUCUGUGCUCCUUUAUUUUAAUUCAAGUCAUGCCCAUGCAAAAGAGAAUGCUAUACACACUAAAUAUCCCGGCCUCAUCAUAUAUAUUUUCAGGAGCCACAUGCUCAACCAAACAGCCACUCUAUAGCCACAAAUAAUGCUCAGAACAGCACCUAACUUUGUCAACAGAACAUAUAGGGUCCCAGCCAUAGCACUAGCCACCAAACAUCUUUUUAGCUUUGCCUGAUUUCUUUCGCAAAGAGAAUAAACACAACUUACCCACUCUCUUCCAGCAGCUGCUUGUUUGUACAGAGACCUCGCGCGAGUUCAUCAAGACUGCAGCGGGGUGAUGCAGCUCAAGGAAGAACAUUUAUGAUCAUUUCUUCAUGGAAAUGCAAUCAGACUGAAUGAGAAUGAGAAUCAGACUGCCAAGGCAGAAGAACUACUGCAUCUGCAGUGCAAAAUGAUUAAUAUGAUGAUUAUUACUUCAAGGAAAUGAUAAAGUAAUGAGGUUUGUGUGUGGCUCCUGAGACCGCUGUGUAUUUCUAUCAUGUGGUCAUUACUAAAUAUGGUAUAACUAGAGAAGAAAGUGUGUUAUGGUGUGUUUGACCCUAACUCAAUGUAAAGGUAAUGAUUUUUUAAUUAUCUUAGGAAAUAAAACAAUACACAGUAAUGGCUUUUAUCCUUAUUUUGUAAGGAUUUGUUGCUUUUUAAUUCUUCAGACAUUUUGACCUCACUGUCAAAUGCCUUUGGCUCGAACUGUUCUACAAAAAAAAAAAGCAUUUUCAAUUUUUUAGUCUAAGUAUUUUUGUAUACAGGAGAGUGGAGGGCAACAGAAGUAUUGGACAGGAAGUUUGGUUUUCAGGCUCUGUGUGGACCCUGUACUUAUCUCUUUUUAUCUCUCGCAUUUAUGUAACAUGGCUUGUCAGAAUUUCAUGCUGGUGUCAGUGAGUCAUUGUAGCCUGCUCUACUUUGUUUUAUGUGUCAGUGAUCACAGCGAGCAAUGUUGCUCUUAAGUCUCAAACACUUCAGACGACAGAUUUGUGCUGCAGUAGGUGUUUUAUUUUCUUUAUUUGUCCAUAUGGAUCUUGUGUAACCUGGACGGAGACAUAGGGCAAAGAGAGAGAGAGAGAAAGAGAAGUACAGGACUGACAUUUUCACUAGAAAGGGCAGUGAGAGACGGCGACAGGCCAAGGUAAAGAGGACACAAAAGAGCACUGCAAAGUGUGUUGGUGGAUGUGUGUUUUAGUGGCCUGUCGUGGAUUUGCAGUUUCGUCCGUUUCUUCGCUCAGGGACAUUGGCUGUGCAUGAGAAAUCCAAAGACCCACUGAAAAGGUCACAUUGCCUCUGUGUGUGUGUGUGCUCAGAGUCAGCACCGUGGUCAGCGGGAAGAGGAAAGUACACAUGGUACACCAUCAACACUUCUCCCUUUCCAGAACUUGAUUGUGUUCAUCAUGUCCUCGUCAUAUGAAAGUGUCAAUUUUUAAAUUCAAAAUGAAUGGAAAAUCCAGUUUAUACAACUAAAGGCAUUUUGAUCAUGCUGUGUUUAGUGUUGAGUUGUUUGAACAAACCUACACUCGCUGAUUUAACUUCUUGAGCUCCACUGACCUGGCGGAGGUUGAUUGUUUGUGGGUCAGUAUUGUUGGCAGUUGUUUAUGGGAGCUGUGAGCAGAGUUGACCUGAGUUCAGAAAUCAGCAGACACUCAGCUUUUGCAUGUUUCAUUGGUUGCCAGACAAAAAUACACAAAGUUACGCCCCCACUCUUUGAGGUAUGUGAAAUUGGAUACUGACAUUUUCUUUCUGUGAAAAAACACAAUGAGACAUAAGUCAGAGGAUUCAUGAAUCACAACACCUACCUUCACUGUUGUGAUGCCAGUGUUGUAAACAUCUAAAAGUUUCCAAAUUCUUUGGGUCAUAGUGUCAAAAAUGUGGUUAGGAUUAGUCAGCGCUUCUUCAUAGUCAUAAAAAGCCUAAAAGUUGUCAGUAUGUGCAAAUGUUUUAGGAAAAAUGGGGAUAGGAGCCUUAGCCCAGCAGCUGUUGACAAAAUGGCAUGAGUACUAAGAUAUAAAUGCGAGGCUUUUGAAUAAUAAUGAUAAUAAUAAUAAUGCAUUUAAUUUAGAGGUACCUUUCAGGACACUCAAGGUCACCUUACAGAACAAUUAAACAAACGAUUAAAAUACACAUGAACACAUAAAAAAUAAAGUUUUAAAUCUGAACUCUCACACUUUUACUCUGAGCAGUUUUCUCUUGAAGAGGACUAGGGAACCAAGAUAUUAAUUUCUACAAUGCCAUACUGGUGGAACAACCUCUACUGUAGUGUAUUUGAGGGCGCUGCUGAAUAAGGUUUGUUUGUGUGUACAUGUGUGCACCUGUGGUUCUGAGUACAAAGAGAAUCUUGACAUUAGCACCACCUUUGAUCCGUUUCUAGAUAAAUCACUGCUGCGCUGGUUUGUUUGUUCAGUCGAAAAGGGCUUUGAAAAUCACUGCCCUCGGUGGGUAUAUGUCUGUGUAGUCAUGAUUAAUUUACAAAACAAAAAGGAUAAAAAGACUAGUAAGAUUGAAAACAUUGUAAAUAACGGGCAUGAUAAAGCUAUUUUAAGUCUUGUUUUUGGUACAAUCACGAAAUGGGGGAAAUCUGAACCUCGUUUGGUGCUUUUAUAAAAUGGACAUGUGUCUAUAUGUCCUUUAAUUAAGCAUUAACUUCAAGCAAUAGAAUUAGCUAACCAAGAAUAAUGUGAUCUUGUGAAUUGAGAUGCGUCUUAUCUGUCGAACAGUGCCUGAUUUCCCUCUAGGUAUUUAUCAUCAAUGUGGUGAUGCAAUGUUUAUCUUGUCUCUGUGCAUGAGUGUUCUAGUGUGUAUGUUUGUAGUGUGUACAUAUCUAACUGUAAAAUUGGUAUGUAAGAGUGCUGAGCAGUAUAAAGGGUCUUACAGGAGCAGAAUAUGGCAACAUUGUUUAAGUAAGUGUUUGUGUGUCUGUAAGAGGGAGAGAUGAGAGAGGCUGACUCAUUGACUCCUUGCUGCACAGUGCUUGUUCAUGCAAAUGAGAGUCUGUUGACAUGCCAGAGUCUGCUCACAAAAGACAGUCCAUUAGCUGUUCACCUCAUGCUAUCCUUCUCUCAUCUCUCUCUCUCUUUCUUGUUCCUUGUUACUAUUUUUUAUGUCCAACAGUCUCAACCGACCCUCUCUCCCUUCUCCUCCCCUCUCUUCCUGCCCCGAUCUCUACCUUUGGCUCUCGCUUCUGUUACUUUUCUCUUUUCUCCACCCUGCUCUCAUUUUUUUUUUGCCUUUAGCUGUGUAUUACCUAUGGUGAUAACCUGCUGAAACAGCAUAUUUUGUUAAUCCAGAUUUUUUUUAAAAUGGGAAAAUCACACUGUAUGAGCUGCUCAGGCCUUGCUAUCAUUGACAAAAUAGCAAAUAACAAUACAAAGAAAUUGGAAGACAGUCCUCAAUAGUUAAUUGAUAGAUUUGUUCCAUGUAUCAGUGGAUACGUGUCUUUAGAGAAAAUUUAUGUUCAGAAACAGAUUAUAUACAGUAUAUAUCGAGCAAAUUUGCAGAGCAAAGAAAUUAAAAAAGCCCCUUUUUUUUUCCCAAGAAGUACAUAUAAAAUUGCACAGUGAGAUACAUUUUUGAUCUUUCUGACCAGUUUUCUUAACCCUUUAAUGGUUUUUGUAUCAUAUUUGAUACAUACUUUUAUAUACUUCUAUCAAAUCAAUAUAAUUAACAAAUUGCUAAAAAAAACACCUGAAUACAGUCCAAUGAAUGUCAAUGUCAAUGUCACGUUUAUUUAUAUAGCACCUUUAUAGGACAGGCCAGACAAAGUGCUUUACAGGAGAAAAAGAAAAGCAUAAAAUAAUAAUGAAUGAUAAAAAUGUACUCUUGUAGUUUAGCAAUUUCCAAAAAUAUCUAAUGUACCAAAUGAGGUAAAUAAAUACAUUUGUUAAAUUUUAAGGACAUUUAGAUUUUUUUGGUUUUCAGUAGUAAGUGAAAUAAACAUUUCAGCUACAAUAAAAUGUGAAUUUUCUGGCCAUAAUUUGUGGUGUCAGACAUCAAAGGGCUCGAGAAUGUUAUCAGUAUAAAGCUGCUUUGAUUAAGUGUAACUUUUCUUGUGGUGGCCUUGAAAAACAGAUUCAGUGUAAAUGUAUCAGCAUGCUACAAAGAAGAAUCACCACACACUAGCCUCGUCUCACAGUUUAGUGUAUUUUUUUAUUUAUUGAGUUUCAUAGGAAGAUCCAUUUUACUCUACUCUCCACCUCCUUCAAAUUUAAUUAUGCCUUCUUAUUGUACCUUUGCUAUCCUUUGGACAAUUGUUACUGUUCUUCCGGUUUCUUCUACUGCAUUUUUUCGUCCUCCUUUUCAACCCAUCAAGCCUGUUCUAAAUGAUUAGCAGCUCUCAUUAUUUCCCCCAAUCCUCUUUAAUUCAGCUUCCUAUAACACCUUCCUUGUCUCCCACCUUCUUUCUGAUGCCAUCUUUCCUAACCACCUCAGUAUGUUGCUUUUGCCUUUUCUUCCUCGUUCUUUCACUCACCUCCUCUGCCUCUGCGUUGUGAUGACAGAGACGCAGGCAGCAGGAGGAGAGACUGCUGAGUUGAACAGCGACACACACAAGUAGGCCAGCACAACUGCCUCUGGGGAUGUGGGCUUGUGUGAGUGUGUGACUAUUAGUGUUUGUACGUGUGCAUCAGUGUGUGUGUCUGUGACAGAGUAGGACAGCAGAUGUGAGUGACUGAGGAACAAAGGCAGACUCUGAGGGCAAGGUGGUGAGACACUAUAAUUAUACCUACUGUACAUGGAUAAAAUGCCACCUUAACUGUUUGUGUUUUAAAGGUUUACCUUUUUAGACACUAUCCAGAUUGCUUGUGAAGUUAAAACAGAAAUAUUUUUAAUGGGAGUGGUACAUUUCAAAGGGAAAAACCAUCAUUGGGCUUUGAUAAAUGGUCAUGUGAUAAAUUGUUUAAAUCUGUGGAAGUCUCAUUUUGUUCUCACAUGUUUUACCCUUCACUCAGUACACACAUCACAUCAGGAACAGCCUACUGAUAGCAAUUUGGAAUCGAUCUUUUAUGAGCCCCAUGUCCUCCAAAACUGAGCCUCUUUAUUUUUCUUUUUUCUGAUUAUAUAUAUCAGAAGGGUGGCUUUAAGUCUUAAAGGCAUGCCAGAAAAAGAUAAAACAGGAUGAAUUAUUGUUGAAAUGAUUUUGAAGCACAACUCCUUUUUAUUGUAACAAGGUCACUUACAAAUCAUAGUAAUCAUUUUGCAAUACAUGGCUCCAAAUCAUGAUGAACCCAGAGAUUAUUUUUUAUUUAAUUAUGACCUGCAGACGUUCACUGAUUAAGUUUUUACCAAUAUAUACUCUUCUUGUUUGUCUGCUCGGACACUUCACCACAAACAUUAUACCUUCAUGUCUAAAUCAUACUGUAUCCCAAGCAUUUCUAAAUAUGUAGAAUUUUCACACCUUAUCAGAUAUACACCAUGAAUACAUGUAACUAAUACAUGAUUUUAGAUAUAAUGUCAAUUAUGAUAAUAUAAUAAGGGAUGAUUGAUUUCCCCAAGCCACUGGUUUGCUUGUUGUUUAAACUGAAAUUUAAAUCCUGACUAAAGGUAACAAAGCACUGGAUCACAGAUAAAUGAAAUUGGUUCAGUUGUUGGCUAUGUGGCUUAUGUUUACAGGAUUAGAUGAGCCGUUUCUCCCUGCAAGUAUCAUCCACAUCAUGCCUGUACCAGUUUAAACAGACACAAUCUACUGUAUACAGUACUGUAUAUCCAUUUCAUAUUUUGUGGGUGAAAAACUAGUGAAUUGUGCAAAACCACGAAGCCAUGCAGUUGUUCAUAUCUACGUUGUAUAGCAUUUUUGCAUUGUGUCUGUAGACGUUUUCCAGAGCCAAGACCCAACCUUGACAACAUGUGACCAGCAUUUCUAGCCUACAAUAGGGGAAAUAUAAUUAUACUGGGAUAUAGUGUUCAGUAUCAUAUUUUACAUAAUGUGAGCAAGUGAAUAUUAUAGUGAAUGCAUUCACUUCAUUAUCUCAUUCCUGUAUGACUGCCAUACUGCUGCAGUAUGUAGCAGCCCAUACAGAUGUUAGACCUACAGCAACUGUGAGUUUAGUGUAAUGUAAGCUGAAAAUGAGUGUGUCUGUGUGUCGUUGUAUGAGUGCUCUGGGUCAUACCAAGUUAUGUUUCAGGGAAAUGUGCCUUAAACUUGGACCCUGAGGAUUGUGGGCUGCAUAUGUGCAUUGUGUGUUGAAUGAGACUUGCUAUUUUUUGUUAGUGUUCCUGAGAAACAUACAGACAUACAAUGUGUGUCGUCUUGUUCAAUAUAUUCUGUACCGUGUGUGUGCGCGUGUGUGUGUGUGUGUGUGGACUGUAUGUAUUAUGCAGACCUAGGAGAGCCUUGUGCUAUAAAUAAAACAGGGCUGCAAUGUGCUCACUGGCGGAAUAAUCUAUCUGACACUAUGGAGGGGGGAAGGGGGGGGGGGCGUAUUGCAAGAGACAGAAUGAAGAGCAUAGAGAGAAAGAGAGGCAGGGUUAAAAGACCAAUAAAGAUGGAGAGAGAGUAGAAAAAGAAACUAAAGAAGAGAUAAGGCGGCGCUGAGCAGGAGGGAGAGAAAUCAUGUUGAGGAAGAUGAAGAAGAUUUGCUUAUCCACAGGGCCUCCAGCAGAGGUAGUUAGCCUUGUAAAAUUGUCAAGACUCCUAUUCAGGGCAGUAAUGCUCUUCUUCAACAACUUAGAGGUUUAUCAGCAAUCCAUGGAGCAAUCUUUUUUCUCUAUGACUGCAACAGGCUGCCAGUAUUGUUUGCAUUCCUCACACCUGUUUGAAAGACACUCAGCAGGUGCUACAUGUACACUUGUCAUCAUUUGCACAUAUGAAAAGGUCAGUGUAACCAGUUUUAAUCAGACUUCACAAAUAACGCUGGCCUGAACACCCAAGUUGUUUGUAGGUUUAACUUUGGUGACAAAACCUCUCUUACUCAUUUAAUUGUGUUGUUGUUUCCUUCAUUGUUUGUGUUGUACCCACUCAAAUGCAAAAUCUUCAAUGACAUUGCAUAUGCAUGAUCAUAACUCUCAAUUUGCUGCCUAAGGACACUUGGACUCACUGUAAGACUCAAACCAGUGACAUUUUGAUGAUGACAGGAUUGUGUCCUUAACACCUAAGUCGUCAGUUUACCCAGUUUUUUAUGUAGGUCAGCAUGCAUUAUAUAUCAGAUUCUUUAACACAAUUUUCAAAGAGGUUAUUAAAUCAUAUAAGUCUGUGUUGUUGUUGUUAUUAUAGACAGGAUUGAACUACACAGCGUGCAUGUGUACAUUUCAUACGUAUGUGGACAUAUUUCUAAGUGAUUGUUUUUGUGAAGGCAUGUAAGCACUGACAGGCUUUUUUCUCUGCUUUUAAGUAAAAGUCAUAUAUAGGCAUAAAGAGAUACGAUAUUAGACCCACUGUAAAUACAGAAAAAUGUCUUUUUAUGGAUAACUGUGGCUCGUCUCUUUCAUUUCUCACCCACUAAUACAUUAUUAAUCCCAAGAUGAUACAUUGCGAUAUUAGUAUAUCCUUUUUAGAAUAAAUAUGAAACAAAGAAGCUUUCCUCCUGAACUGUGCAGGACAAAGAGUUAGAUUCUUCUUGUAAUGUAGAGAAAAUAAAUAGAAAAACAAAUACUGAAUCGCUAGAAGAUAAUAUAUCACUUGAACAGGAUAUCCAUUAUCAAAAAGAAGCACCUGACUGAACCCAGAUAAACUUGAAUCUACCUUGAGCAUCAGUCCAAGUUUGACAGUGUUCUUUGUAGAAAUGCAAAUCAUUCUGAGAUUUUUCUGAACAUUCACAGUAGAUAUGGUGGUGCAUUGAUUGUUUAUUUAUGAUAGAAUCAAAUGUGUCUGGUUUUAUGUCUAUUUCAUGAAUGAACAGACUAGUAAGGGAGGGACUUAGUGUGGUUUACAAUGAUAAAAAUGUGUGUAUAUGUUGUUAUUUGACUCAGUGUAUUUCUUCAUGAAAUAUGAAUUUUCUUGUUUUUUUCCCCCAUUAUCUGGAAUGUAAGUAAUUCCAUUAAAAAAGUCAUGGAAAAUAGCUUGACACUGAAAUGUAUCCUUUCUGUCCUGUUUAACCCUCUCUCUGCCAGGUCAUGGAGUUAAAAGGUCAGAUGAUCCAUGUGCCUGAGUCAUGCUCCCUUAUGUUUUUGGGCUCCCCACGUGUUGAUAAGCUAGAGGAACUGAUGGGCAGGGGCCUCCAUUUGUCAGAUAUUCCCAUCCAUGAUGCCACGCGGGAUGUCAUCCUGGUGGGAGAGCAGGCCAAGGCCCAAGAUGGUCUAAAGAAGAGAAUGGACAAACUCAAGGUAGGAUGUUUGCAAAUUAUUUUGAAACUAUUGAUAUUUACAAAGCAAGAAAAUUGUACCCAGUACCCACAUUUUUGCUGUUUUGACAAGUAGUGAUACCUGUUUAAAUGUAUACUGGCCACUCCCAGGAUUUACUUUUAUAGUUCACUUUCAGAGGUCCUUCAAACAUGCCCCCAAGCCUUGAUUAUAGCCAUUUGAAUCUCUAUUAUAUCUUGGUGACUUGCUUGUCAGUAAGAUAUAACUAUGGUAGAGCACUGCAUCUGACGUAUUUGAAAUUGGGAAGCUCCCCCACGGACAUAAAUAAGCAAAUGCAAUUAUACACGCCCCGAAAUAAAUCAAAUUAAUACGUGAAUACAUUUAUACACACCAGCAGUUUUAAUUUGGUGCAGCACUCCCACUUCACAGCUCCAUUGUCAUUCAUGUAUUAAUCAGAGCAAAGCACAUGGAACAAACCCUGUUAAUCUUCCUCUCUUCUCUCCUCUUCCAGGCCACUCUAGAGCGGACUCACCAGGCUCUGGAGGAGGAAAAGAGGAGAACUGUGGAUCUUCUUUAUUCCAUCUUUCCUGGGGAUGUGGCUCAGAAACUGUGGCAGGGUCAACCUGUGCCGGCUCGCAAAUUCGAUGAUGUCACCAUGCUGUUCUCGGACAUCGUGGGCUUCACUGCUGUAUGUGCCCAGUGCACGCCCAUGCAGGUCAUCUCUAUGCUGAACGAGCUUUACACACGCUUCGACUACCAGUGUGGCAUCCUGGAUGUUUAUAAGGUCAGUUGAUGGACAGAUUAACCCAUUUUCUUUAUGUCAUAUCAGUAUACCAAUUGAGACAAGAUAAUAAAUAAAAUAAUAAAAAAGUAGAAUGAAAAAAAAGGGGUUUCUAGACUGGAGAAUAACAAGAUAUAACAGUUUGAGGUCAUCAGAAGGGCAGAGCACCACAUUGGUGAAAAAGAUCAUUGGUUUUAUUGCUUUAUGAGCCCAAUGAGGUCAUUAUUAAGGAUAAAUUAAUGAUAUUAUUUGUUCUUGUAAGAAGUUUGGGGAUCAUUAGGUGUUAAUAGUUGUGUGAGAUCAGCUUUAGGGUGUGUGCUGGAUACACUUGCUUGUCUGCACUGUCGUUUGUGUCGGCGCUUGUGGAAAAAGUAACUGAUUAAUGACCAGUCUCUGGGAGCUUACCAGAGAUGUGUCAAUAUUGUCCAUGUGACAGUGGGUCUCUAGGCCUAUUUACUUUCAUUCCUUCCCUUUGCUGUUGUUCCCUCAUUGUUACUCUCUAUUAUAAAAUCUGUAUUUUUAUGGAUUCUACUCUUUACUCUUUUGCAUCACUUCAUCCUCACCACUAUCAUCAAAUUCCGUCUCCAUCCAGUUAUCUUUAUCCCCUUUGUAAAUGAAAUAUACCUUCCAUUUUCCUCAAAAACAUGCCUUUUACUUUGUGUUAUCUCUCAGAUCUGUCAUGUAGCACAUCUGUUGGAAAAGGAGAAGAGAAACAUAAAGACGGAUAGAGGGAUUAGAAAUAUGUAAGAGGCUUCAUGUACAGCUGUUGAAGAGUAAGUGUUUGUAUAGAAAAGAAAGCAGGAACAGGAAGGACAUGCUGAGGAGAUUGAAGCACCCAUAUGUUGCGAUCGUCAUGGUUACUGUGGAAAUCAUUUAGCCUGUGGCAGGCCUAAAUGAGAGCAGUUUGUCUCCUAUUUUCCUCCUCUCUUCUCCUCCUUUCCCACUUUCUUCUCUAUUCUUUUUAACGACUGAGUCCAUUCCAGCUAUAAAAAUGGUAGCACCUAUCUGACAGUGGCGCUGUUUUGUUGCUUUGUCCACAUGUGCUCAUGUGAAAUUUCCUUAAAGAAAAUUUCAACCAAAGGGGAGAACCACUGGCCUAGCUUUGUAAUUUUUGAAAGAGCUGAUUAUUGGCACAUAUUCUACUCCAGCUCUUACAAAAUAAUACUUAUUAGGAUAAAACCUGGUAUUAUGGUCAAAUUUUUGUCUUAAAUAAAAAAAAAAAUAGAAAAAGAUUAAAUACAUUUCACAGGAAUUCUGUAUUCAGUAGAGGUGUGGCACUUUUAGUUUUGUGCAGAUACUUACCAAACAACCUUGGCACAGAUCUAAAGCCAAUUCAGGUCCAAGGUUUCCAAACGGAGCCAUCUUGUUGGCUUUUAAAAUGUUGGUUUCAAUACAUUGACUUUCUCAGCAAAUCCCCUCAGAACAUACUGAGUUUGAAUAGCUACUUUUACCUGCGUUCAGUUUCAUGAUGUGAACACAACCAGUAUAAUGUUACAAAAAUAUGUUGUUAGGUUUGGUUUUUGGCUUAUUUUCAUUACAAUAAGGAAAAUAAGUGCAAUGCAUUUUUUUUUCCAGUAAUAGGAACCUGAAGAACUUUUAACAUGCUGUGUAAGUGCAGCUCUGCCAUUUCAGGCUCUAAGCCUGCUCAGAUUCUUUUUUUAUAUUAUUCUAAAUGAUAAAUAAAAACAACAACAACAACAUAUAGAAUCAUGUUGCAGGGCUUAACAUUGACCUUAAUUUGCCACUGGCCCUUUGAGUCAGUAGCUUUUCAAAAUCACUAGCUUUGCUGGUCCAGGACCAAUCAAGAAUUAUUUUUAGGAUUUAGAAAAGACUACAUUUUAGCAGCAUCAUAUUCCAGCCAACUCCAGCAGUCUGACACUUCCUCCCCUUCUGCUCUGAUCCUCUCUGUUGCUCUCCAGGUGAUCUUGUUUUCUUUAUGUGUUGCCUCUUGACCGACUUAAAACCAGGAACCAGUGGUUUUAGAGACAUACUAUCUUGAGAGAAAACCCAUGCUACAGUAGGUAUCUCAGUUUACACUUGAGUGCACUGAGAACACUUGCAGAAAUGACAGCGCUGAAGCUGGCGGCUUUCGACUCUGACGCAUGCGCUCAGGUACUUAUGAAACAUUCAUGCUGUAACAGUCAUCAACAAGAUGACAGGAAUCAUUGACAAGACCAGUAUCACAGGUUACACUGUGAGAGUAUGUGACAUGAUCUCAUUGCGAUAUGAUCUCUUUGGUUCAGACAGCAAUUCAGGCCAGUGAAACAUGUAAUCAGCUGGCCUGGAGUCUGCCAAUCAUGGAUCUGGGCCAGUGGGCCUGUUAUAAUGUUGAGCCCCAGUGUAGGGUCUGAAAUCAACACAACUCCAAAUGCAGGCAGAGUGUCCUGUUUGACAAAUCACUGUCAGAGGUUUAUUGGCUACAUAUCAGGCAAAUAUUCAUAAUGAAGUAGUUACCUAACUGAUAGAUAACUGUGCUAAAUUAUCACCAACAUUUUGUGUUCGUAUUAAGGUCCCUACACUCUGGGACCGACGCAAAUAUACAACGCGAAAUUACGAAAUAUUCGGGGGCGAAUUUUGACGCGCCUGACUAUACACAUCAAGCCAGAUGCGAUUUUGCGACUUUCCGGGGGGAAAAAAGACACGUCCCGGGUGGAAGUGAGAAGACUGACACAACAGCAGACUGACUGUUUUCAGUUCUGAUUAGACACUAGUGUUGAGAUGACUGUCUGUUAUGAUAGCAUGGACUGAGUCGGGGCCAGUACCAGAUAAGCACAUUAAACUAUAAUCCAUAAACGUAAGGUAACAACCGAGACCUAAUGGUGCUGUGACAGCAACGCAAUUGAGUUUGAGACAGUGAAAAUACAUAUGGUAUGUUGUAUCUGAACAGGUUAGCUUACGAGCUAAAGUUACUUAGCACAGAUGAAAGUUAAAACAAAGACGUUUAGCAAACUGUUAAAGCACACAAACCAUCGUCAUAUGAGAAUUCUGACGCUCUGACUCUCCACAAGUUGUCCUUUAGGUCGUUAUCUUUGUAAUAUUUGUUUUUUUUAUCAAGAGGCACUCUGUUCUCCGACACAUAAAUAAACAGCCAGUCGGCCAUGUUGGAUAUACCGGUGAAUUGGAUGUCGCAACAACACGGCAGCUGAUUGGUCAGAAGUGGACACACAGUAUGUGAAACUUAAAAAAAUUCAACCGUAAUACGAAAAAAUAAAUGCCGCAGGACGGGAAAACAUCGCUGAUGUGAACACUUGUAUUGACAGGAUACGGGUUCGAAAAAAAAUACUGACGUCCGAAAUAAUCACACGAAAAAGACGCUCCCGGUGUGAAAGGACCUUUAAGCUGACAAACAGAAAGAUAUUCACACAAACACACACAUACACCAUGCGCUACUGUUUGCUGCACUGAAUUUUUGCUGCUCUCCUAAAACCAGGUUAGCAGGAUCAAAACUUUAUAACAGGGUCAGUAACUGAGGGUCUAUUUAAGUUUUGUUUUUAUGAACCUGCAAGAACCUUUUUUUCAGGAGAGCUGGUGCGAUCUACACUUACUGAGUGCACGACCCGCUUCACUGGGUCCCUCCUGCUCCUCAUCUACACACACACAGAUACACGGCGAUGUUCACAGUGCACUUUGUGGUGGUUUUACAGAUGGUUGAACAAAUUGGAUGUUGUUAUCCAGUGUAGACACAGAUUUCUUGAACUCCUCUAACAUUAUCUUUUCUUGCCUUACAUCACUUGCUCUAAACCACUGAAAUAAUCUGUGAUGAGACAUUUUAAAGACCAGCCUUUUUCUGUCUAUUCCAGAUUUUGUUUUUCAUGAACAUUUUUUGUUGUUUAUUCUUCCUCCCCUCCAUGACACAACAUGUCACCUCCCCCUAAAGUGAAACCACUUCCUCUCAAUCAUCCCCUUUGGGAGUGGCUGUUAAUUUAGGGAGCUCUUGUUUUGACAUGCAGCAGAGUUUUUUUUUCCUAAGCAGAACAUAGAUCUUAAAUGCCAGAAUCACUUUCAUGCAUGAUUUUUAAGCGUGGGAAGGUCAAAAUUUGUAUUGCAAUCAAUAUGAGAUUUAUUGUGCGAACAUAGUUUCUUGUUGACUUUACAGAAAAGCCACUGAUAAGAGUCAGUAUAUCACCAGUAUAUCAAAGCUUGAGGCUGCCCUGUUGUCAAAAUACUUUAUUGUCUGGAUUUGUUGAUAAUCGGUUUAUUAAAAAUUCUUUCUGCCUCUUUCUGCUGUGUCUUUGGGCUGCAUAAUAAAUAGUAAUUUUAUUGUUAUUGCUGUUCAUUCAUGUACAAUUCCCACAAUGCAAAGCCAAAAGUAAUUUGAACAGAAACAAAGAUGAGUUUUGUGUGAACAAGCAAUGCUUUUUCACUCAGAUUAUACCAUUUGGGUGGGAGUCUGGUUAUCAUGCUUUCACAGUUUUUGAGACUGUCACAUGAGGCUUCAAUCAGCUAUCUGCUUGUUUCAUAUUAACCUGUGCAAAUUUUGUUGUGUAAUAGUAAACGCUCUCAGGAUUUGUUUCAGAUUCAGAUUAAUCAUGUUGCAUACACUGUGUUUUUAACACGCUGAGAGACAUAAAUCCUGUGGACCUGAUUCAUGAAAGAAUUGUGUGGCUUCUGCACCUGUUAAAACCAUGCAAAUGUGCCAAAAAGAUAAUGUCUGAUUCACAAAGCAUGCACAAAAGGUUCAAUUUUCUACAGAUGGUACUUCUGAUCAAUUAGUAUCUCUAUGUGGCAUAUUUGUUUGUUUACAUUUGAAUAAGACAUUAUACAGGAAUGCCCCUUUCUGUGCAAAUGAACCUCAUUCACAAACAUGGAUGCUAAGUUGGUGAAAUUUUUACCAUCUGCUGAAAUGGAUGGUAAAUUUACUGAAGUACUUGAAAGCGUUGUGAUGACAAAACUCUUCAGUGAUCAGGACAACAGACCCACUGCCAGAUGACUUUGACAUAUAUGAGUGUAUUAUGACUGAUGAUAUUAUUUAGACAUUUAUUUUUAUAGAAACACAGGGUUAAAAUCAGUCUGGGGCUGUCGGCAGCUCAGCCCCCCACUCACAGGCUGUGCCAUCACACACAGAACAGUUGUUUCUUAUCUGAACAAGCAGCUUUUUACUCAGAAGUAAGCUGUUAAUACUCUUUGAAAUUUGUGUCACAUUUGUCAUGACUCCACUCCACAUCACACUCUCCUUUCAGCGUAUUGUAUAUGAGGACAGAAUUUAGCCCCAUGCGGUUGAGAGAUCAUUGCAAAGCUCUGUGCAGCAGAGAGAGGAGAUGCUGACGGCUCAUCAGUUAUCACAAUCAAAUGCAAAACUGGAGAAAACUGCUUGGAGCUACAGAAGUUUAUGGAUGGGAACAUUUUUUUCUCAAUUUUCUUCGUAAAUUAGAUCUUGAGAGGGAGCAGAUCACAGGGGAAAAUGAUGCACAAUUAAUGGUGCUAUUAGGAGCUGCAAUCCAUUCUUAAUGAAUCACCCCCUGUGAUUAUCAGAGCAAUGUGUAAUUUUCAAUAUUACUUUUAUAUUAUUACCACAAUAUUGACCAAUUUAAUUGCACAACACAUACUUCUUUUCAAAUCAUGCAGGCCUAACGUAAAAAUCCUACAGCAAAACUUUAUGUAUAGUGUUGUUCUUGUUUCUUUACAAAUUAACCAACAUAAAUCAUGCCUCCCCUAAUUAUUGUCAAGUUUUACCCACUAUGAAGAAACAGUAAUGCAGAUGAAAUGGAUAUGUACAGAUAUGCAAACGUUUGUUUUUCCAUGCUUGUCAAACAGGGUCGUAAGCAGAGCAAGCUGCCAUAAGACACGCUAUCCAGACUUUCUUGAAGUGUUUGAAACCCUUAUUGCAAAUGAUGUAGGCCAAGAGAGAGAAACACAGGGCUACUGUAGUUCUUAUAUGACAAGGAGUGCUCUUUAUUUUCUACUACUCAGUGCAGCUGGUAUGAGUUAUUGAAUGGCUACUUAGUUUCACACAUCAAAAUGUACUCACACUUAUUCAUUUCAAUUUCUGCACCUCCUCUGUUUCUCAAACAGAUCGAGACAAUAGGUGAUGCAUACUGUGUAGCGGGAGGACUUCACAAGAAGGUUGACAGUCAUGCCAGGCCAAUUGCUCACAUGGCUCUGAAGAUGAUGGAACUUUCUGAAGAAGUGCUAACACCUGAUGGGAGACCUAUAAAGGUGAGUUAUUAUUCACAUCCAUGUUAUUUUUCCUUUUUUUUAAAUUUUCCCUUGUGCCUGAAAUGAAUAUGGUCCAUUCUCCAUUUCAAAUGUUCACGUUUCCUUUUUUGUUUGUUUUUUAAUUUCAAUUUUUCCAAAUGGCAUGAUGUUUUUGUGUGUUUGACUAUCUAAUGUUUAGUUGUCUAAAAAGUGUGACUAUCAUCUCAUUGGUUUCAUACCAUCUUACCAGUGAACUGCAGGUAAAAAUCCUCUAGUUGUCCAACAGCAUUUGUUUUUCUCAAGGGGGUUGGUCAGCUUUAAAAGAAAAAUAAGUAAGUUUGUAGUUUAAUGGAGAUAAAAGAAGAAGGCCCAACUUGGGAAAACAGGUGUAAACCCCUAACCUUAAGGUAAUAGAACAGAAGAAUAAAGAAACAGAAUAUAAUUUAUAUUUAUAUAAUUUAUAUCUUUUUUUAGUUCAGUCUCUGUCAAGGUCAGCUGUCAUUGAAUUGUCUUUGCAGCAUUUAUGGCAAGCCUCCUUACCUGCAAAUACUUGUUCUGUGUUGUUUUUUAUGUUUCAGUGUAACAAGACAAUAAUUCCUGCAUUAAGAUCCAGGUUUUGAUCAGAGUUACUGCUGUUGUCAUGUGUUGUUAUUCUUCUGUACUCAGAAACAUUAUUGGAAAAGGCGGGUAUUUUGUGCCUGUAAUGAACAACUGUCAUGAAAUUAAAAAAGAUGUUUGUGACAAACUCAGUGCUGCGUAUGUAGUCCAGGGAAAGACUGUAUAUUUCUAAGCUUUUUUUUGUAGACUGUAAACAUAAACCUGGCCUGGGGCUGAGUGCAACUCUCAUAAAGGCCAAAUCAGAUAGGCAUCUAGAUAUGAUUUUGGACUUUUUACAAGUUUGACGACAAAAACCACUGAAAGAACAAUGAACUCAGAACUCAGGUUGAAAGGAUUGAAACUAUUGUUUUUCUUUUUGAAGACUUCACAGAGUUUUUUAUUCAUCAACAAAAGUAACAGAAGCAAAGUAAAUAUGUAAUGAGAUGCGUAUUGAGGUAUCUGCUAAAUAACAGACAGGACAGUGUUCUCUGUAUUGCUCUGCUCCUAACAUUGUCCAUUUGUCUUAGAAUAGAAAGGCCUUGUCAGGCAUUUUUGGCCUGUUCCCUUGCUCUUUCACUUUCUCUCUCUCUCACUCUGUCAUCCCAAUUCCCUUAUUUACCCCCCACCCCAACCCCUUCUGUCACUCUCCCCUCUGCAGCCUCUCUUGAACCCACCCCUUUCAUUUUCCUCUUCUUAUUUGCUCAUCCUCUCACUUUUUAUUCUCGUUCUCUUUUUUGUAUUUUUCUCUCUUUUAUGCUCUCCUCUUUCUUAUCCCUCCUCACUUCAUGUCCAUAUAAAAGAGAGUUAUAGAGGUAUUCAACACUUCAACAUGAUAAAUGCUGCUCACUGAGUGCACUCAACUCCAGCCAAUGUUGCACUGUUAUGCAAACUAGCAUGAGAGCUGUGAGAGGACUGAGAGAAAAUGUUCUGUGAGAGAGCGAUGGAGUGAUCUGGGGACACAGAGAAAAAUAUACAGCAGUGUGAGGUGUCAAGAGACAAACUCAAUCAAAUAAUGAACAAAAUUUUCAACUAAUCUUGUUUAUCUGCAAUAAUUUUAGGUCUGUAACAUUAUUUUGUGUGCAUGCGUGUUCGAGUCCUUGAGUGGGAGUGGGUGUUCGGGAUGUAGUGACUAAUGUGUUACUGCUAACAUGAUCAGUGUCUAUACUACCAGUUCAGUCAGGACCACUUAGGUCAAAGAGAAUUGGUUAUUUGCAUGCAAUAAGUUAUAUUUAGUAGUAUGGUGCUUCUCUGAAAGGGGGCACAACUCUCCUUCUUUUCAUGUCGACACCUGAAAAGCCAAGGCAAGGAGAGCAGCAGCUUUAUCGGGUACAGAACAGAACAGCUAUUAGCAACGAUACACAGACACUGCACGAAAAAAAGAGGGGUUUGUGACAGAAGUAGGGGACAAAGCAGUUUGCAGAGGAAGCAUCAGAGUAGCUAAAGCAUCUUAAAUAGGACACCUAUCUUCAUAUGUGCCAGUUAGAUGCAUGAAAGUUAAUCUGCUGAGAUAUCAGCUGAUAUAGACUGGUGAUAAAAAAUUAGCUGAUGUGCUGUAGGCUGAGCUUGGCUUUGCGGCCUGCCUGGACUAGCACUCAGCUCAGUUUGUUCUGAUCACAAACAAAACUCAAACUGUCUAUAUGCUCAGCUUUACACACUCUGGACUAAGCCUGCAUAAUAUGAGAAACAUACUGUAUACUGAAUAUGUCCAUCAGUUUCAUAUUAAGGAUGAAAUGUAGGCAUUAUAUCUUCUCAAAGACAGCCCUCAAUGACAAAUUAAGAUUAUCAACUAAAGGUCCAAAAACAAAAUAUCGUUAAUGUACAGUCUUUAAAAUAAAGGAGGGCUGUAAAUCCUGUAUUGACAUUUCAGUGACCUUUUUAAAUGACAUUUCCUUCUACUAUUGAUUAGUUGCCUCGUGUUGGCUUUCUGCAGUAUGCCCAGUUCCCAUUUUAUAGCUACAGCAUAACUACUGCAGUCCAUGACAACGGUUAUACACUGAGUGCAGAAGAUUUUAUUGAAGAUGUGUGACUGCAUGACUGAUUACUAUAUGAUCUGUUAGUUAUUGUUUAUAUAGUAUUGUCUUGAGCUAUUUACAUCAGCAAGGGUAAACUGAAUUGCAAUGCUACCUCUCUGUGUUGCACAGUACAGAUAGAAAACACUACAUCAAGUCUUAGUGAAAGCUGCAGUUAUGUACCUUAAUAUUAAGUCAACAUAUUGCAGAACUCCGACAUCAGUUUGAGGAAGGUGUUUCUUAUAAGCUGUCUACUGAGUGUGAAUAACACUGACUAUAAAAACUCCCUCUAUUCUCAGUCUCAGUCCAUCCCCAUCUCUGCAUCCUUCUGUCAGCUUCCCAGAGGCUACAACGGGAUUGGUUGUCUGUGCUGCUGUGCCAUUUGCUCAUUGGCUCGUGGAGGGCCAUGUGCUCUGAAUGCUGACUCAUGGCAAAAAAAAAAAAGAGGAGAGGAGAGUACGAACACUGCUGUGACUGUGUUUGAGACUUAAAAAUAAAGAAGAUAGUGGGCGCUGGAUGCAAAUUUGUUUGUGAGCGUGUGUGUCUGUGAGUGGUUGUCUGUUGUAGAGACAGACAGACAAGCACAUGGCCAUCUGUAAGCAGUUUAGCUGAAAAAUAGGUCACGCAAGUGCACCUACCAGAUUUUCUCGCUCGCUGUCUCUCUCCUCUCCUUUCUUUCUGUCUCCUACAGUACUGUCAAGGUUUUCCCUUCAAAACACUAGUGCAUUUUACCCCUCCCUCUCUGUCUUUCUCUCUCCUUUGUCUUUUUUUCAUGUCUUACUGUCUGUGCUCUCUCUACCUCACUACCCUCAUUGCCUGUUGUUGCCAUGGCUACCCUGCAGUAUGCUGGCAUGCACACGGCAGUGUUGGAUACCUAGGUGAUGGGACGCUCAAAUAGAUCAUUAGAAUUCUACUGGGUUUCCCUGUAUGUUUACAUUUGUUUAUGUGAAUGCUAUAUGUAUGGUGAUUUAUUACUGCAAGUGCAAGGAACAAAUUCAGUGGCUGGUCAAGUGGCCCUGAAGUAGUAACAUCAAAUUAGAUAAAUGGCCAGUUAGCUUCCACUCUGCCCUUAACCAUUUAUAGAUUCAUACCUCAGCCAGAUUGCUCUAUGAACGCUGUGUUUCUGACAUAUAUCUGUUACCAAGACAAGGCAAAGGAAACAUUUUAUAUUUUUUCUCCAUCAUCCAAUCUAGCUAUUGAAAUCACAUUGAUAAUGGCUUCACUAAUAUGGCAGUGGGAUCUUCAUUGCCAAUCUCUAUUCAGUGGACAAUAGAGUGUGCAGCUGACUUGCAGCUCGAAAUAGGAUUGUCUCAUUUCUACAUAACAGUUUGUAAACUAGACUAGAAUGUCUCUGUUUAUUUUUCUUUUACAACUUAUUGAGAUCCCGAGCCAAGAAUCCAGGAGUUUAAAAUGCCCUUGCUGUGCUCCUCAGUACCACCACUUAACAUAUUUAAUCUGUUCCACAAGAAGUAAUCAGUUGUGUAUGAUCAGUUAUCAUUUAAAUAGGGUCAUGUUGGUCUAAAAUUUCAUGAAAUUUCGUAAAAUUCAUUUUAAGAUUCGCAGGUCCCAUAGUGAUCUUUUAAGAUGGUAUAAUGUAUUUUUUUGUCAGUCUCAAACCAAAGAUAGUCCUUUUAUAGCUCUGUCAUAUGAGACUGAAUCAUCCCAUGAGACAACAUUUUCUGCAAGUGUUUGAACAUUUUUAAAUCAACUUGUGUUGUUAAAGGUGGGUUAGCAGGAUCUGAGGAAGUGCCCUUUAAUUUGGCGAAAUCUUGAAUGUAAGCACUACCCCUCCCAACCCCUCCCAUAUUUUUCAUUGAUGUUGACCCUGCUUUUUUAGCUCUUGUCCGGGUGGUCUACCUCCUUUUUAAGCGCUUGUAAUUCCGUCAGAGUCUUCAGUAUUUCCUUCGUUUUGUUGGUUGUGUUGGCAGUUGUGGCCAAAGGAGGAUUCAGACAAUUUUCUGUGCUUUCUGGUUGGUUUCUACUGUCCGAUAUUGUAGCAUGCUAACUUUGUUUGGGCUCCUGAACGACACGGGAGAGCAGAGCAUCUGUCUCACAACCAAUCAGGUUGGGGGAGGUGGAGAAUGGCUUUGUUUACAGUCAGAAAGAGCGGAGCGCUUAAAAAAUUCAAAAUGUUGACUACACAGACAUAACCAAACAGUGAUUUCGCUAUAUUACCAAAUGUCAUCAAUGACAAAUAGCUAUUGGCUCAUAUUAAAAGCUUUUUUGUAUAUACACCACAAAAAAGAUGCUUCUUUAACUGAUUCCUGCCUACCCCACCUUUAAUAUAUUGUUUCCCCAUUUCUUCUUUUCUCUUAUCAAUCUUCUUCUAUCUUCUUCACCCUCUCUCUCGUUCUUACAGCUAAGGAUAGGUAUCCAUACAGGCUCAGUGCUAGCAGGGGUGGUUGGAGUCAAAAUGCCACGGUAUUGCCUCUUUGGAAACAACGUGACACUGGCCAGCAAGUUUGAAUCAGGGAGCCAGCCAAGAUGUAUCAAUGUUAGUCCCACAACCUACCAGUAAGUAACAGAAUUACUCAUUUAGAAAAUAAAAGGCUGUACAUCGACAUAAACCAUAUAGGUUUUGAUUUUAACCCUGUUGCCUUGACGGUAUGAUUGAGUACCAUUUUAAACACUGAUACCAAGAAAACUAUGAGUACAUUAACUGAAAUGUCUGAAAUAUCUUAUCCCGCAACAGGUUGCUGAAGGAUGACCGCUCUUUUUCAUUUGUCCCUCGGUCACGGCUGGAGCUUCCAGAAAACUUUCCCAAAGAGAUCCCAGGGACCUGCUAUUUUCUGGAGGCGGGAACUUCUCACAGCCAUGCCUCACUGACCAGCUCUCGCUCCGCUCCCCCAGCCUCUAUGAGGAAAGUCUCCUACAGCAUCGGGACCAUGUUUCUGAGAGAAACAAGUUUGUAGGUCCUGUACACAGACUGGGAUACAAAAAUAUUCAUUUUUGAAGAGUUUGAACCUCUCCAAACAUACAUGAAAUAGAUCUAACAGAUGUCUGGAUAUGCGAUCGCAUAAUGUGAAAACUUGGUUACAGACCUGAGGAUGGUCAAUAUAAAUAAUAUUGGACAAGAUUCUCACAUCAUGGGUGGAAAAUGAACAAAAUGCCCUCCUCUUCCUUGAUUGUGGGCAGUAUGCUUCAAGGACUUGAAGAACAGCAGCUAUGCUAAUUUCACAUAGACUCCUUCCCAAGAACUGACUGGGUCUUUAAGCAGAGAAACUAGUUAUAAAACUUGAUCUAUUUGGAUUCCUCAGCUCCAUACCUGAUUUCUAGCUCUCUUCAUUGGUCCUUUCUCCCAGCUUUUACCCUGACCUGGAGCUAGUGUCAACAAGGCUUGGGGAAAACCUGGACUCAGACCAGUGUUGCACUUGUUAGGCAUCAACAGCAUUGCAUAAACAGAACAAAACUACUUUCCAUUAAAGUGGAUGCUGAGGAAAGAUGAUAUCUGAACCUUCAGAAAAUGGCAACAUUGCCACAGAUAUUUGCUGUGCAUCAUGGCCUCUUGUACAAGAAAGUCCACCGCUGAAGAACAAUACAUCCCACAGUCCUCCUCCUACAGCUGUUGCGAAAUCUUGUCAUGCUUUACCAAACUCAGUUAUAACAUCUGCUGCUCCUUACAUCAGCCUACAGUAGGACCAGGUUGUUGGGCUAGGGAGAAUCACAAUGAGAGGCACAUAUAAGUUGUUACAGAAAAGCGGGUCAUUAACCGAAAAAUGCCAAAAAUUCUAGUACUAAACUAAUCUUAGAGCCUUUGCUUCUUCUAACCCACAGCAAACUAUAGCCAACAACAUUUAGCCGUUGCAAGUAUGUUAAGAGCUGACAGUUAUACCCAGAUUUGUGCCUUUUACUGCUCAAACCAGGACAAGUACAGGAUGGAUUCAUUUAAAAUAUUUGAACAAAAUAAAACAAAGGAAUGCUUCAUUUAUCAUGUGUUAUACAACCGUUCUUAAUAACAUUUCUGUUGAAUUUAAGUUGAUAGUGAAGCCUCUGUAUAAGAUAUGUCAUGUGCCAAAGGUUAUAAUCCACAAUCAAACCCGUGAUAUUUAAGUUUUAAAAGGCGUCUUUUCCCACCAAGCUACCAGGAGACUCAUUCUAUCCUGAUUACUUUUGAGACAGUAACGGGUGGCUGGCAAGAUAAAUCAAGCACUCCUAAAUUUGUUCAAAUAUUUUCAAUUUUGUUUGAUCAUCUAGACCAACAAAUACAGAGACACAGAGUCAGUACCGACAUUGUGGUACUUAACUAACUUAUUCAUAGUCACUGUAUGCAUGUUAGCCAUUGUUUACAUUUACAUACACCUACAGACAGUAUCUUCUUUGUUACAUUAUUUUAACCUUGUGAAUUAAAAAAAGGAUUUACUUGCCCCAUGAGAAUGCAAACAACAGAGUUUCCUUAGUAGGAACCUUAGGCCUUGGAAUUACUUCAGCAUGGCUCAGUAGUUCAGUAACUUCUAAAAACAGUGUUUGUCCAAGAGAAUGGCACAUUGAACAUUGUAAAAACACUUAGCUACAAUGUCUUCUUUAGCUGCUGAAAUACAUAGAUGGGACGUAAAUUGGAUUAAGUAGAAAUGACAGAUAGAAAAAGUAAUAACAGCUUGGCAAAAAAAGAUAAACUAUUUGUUCCAUUUUUGACAAUUAAAGAUUUUUUUUUAAAAAAAUUUAGGAGGAAUUAAAUGGUUUUUUAGCAUCCCAGUUUUUAACAAUGAUUAACAGCGCUGGGAAGAAAAUUCUGCAACAACAAAGUUUGUGAAAUUAAAAGCAGGUAUGUUUUUGUUUGGUUACUCUCUUUGUAAAAAUAAAGGGUUUGAUUCAUGCAUUACAUCACAAUAUUGGUGAAGAUGAUGAAAAAAACUGUAUGACUCUUCUACAAAAACUUUUCUUUGAAAUUUAAAUUGAUAUGAUUGACAAUGGACGAGUUCAGCACAGCUUUUAGUUUCAAAAUCACAAACUUUUUCAGGAAGGGAGCAUGUCUACAUCUUGCCAAAUGUUAUACUAAUGGAUGAACCGUAUAAAGUCCAAACAAAAUGUGCCAAUUGAAUUAUAGGAAAGCCCCAGCAAAGGCUAACAUUUGCUUCUGUGUUUGAGGUUCGGUACCUGCAUCUGUUGAGUACCAAUGCAUUUUAAUACCUUGUCAAUACACCAGCGUUGGCUGGGAUUCAUCGGAAGCAUGUGCUGGCUACACUAUCUAAAACCGUGUUACAAGGGAAAACAUCAGACUGACCAUCGGACAAGGUUUUUCCUCAAUAGAAAACAUUGUGGUUGCUAACUGAGAUUAACACCAGCAUAACAAAGCAAUGUGCCAUUUUAAAGCAAGGACGGGAAGAUGGGAGAUGAUAAAAGUGAAAACAUUUUCUUUUGACUUUUUGGCUGUUUGAGCCUGAGCUGUGCUACAAGUGCCAGAAAACUGUGGUCAAGGGUCAUGAUUGCAUAAAUUAUCAAAUUCUCUCCUCAGUUUCUGUCUUGGCCAGAGAGCAUGUAGCGUCAUAAAGACAUUUUUUAAAAGCACUCUGUUGUCUUUUCCAUAUUUAAUGUAAAUGAAAUAACUAUAACCCAUUUUGGAAAGUGUUAUGGUUCCUAUAUGGACUUGGCAACAAUAACGAGAGAUGAAUUUAAUAUUUUACUACAUGUGUUGAUAGUUUUAGCAUAAAAAUAAUGGAAUUUUACACAACAGAAAUAUGCGUGUUAACUUAAAAAAAUAGGUGCAACUUCUAAGUGGUAAGCCUUGUCAUUUUAAGCCAAUAACUCUGUCCACUGUGUAAACAAAACUGAGGACAAGAUUCAACUCAAAUUUAAAGUGAAGCAGAAUUAUAUGAACACUGUUUUGCUCAGUGGUGACAUACCUAAAACAUUUCAUGUAAGAAAAAAACACCAUAACAUUAAUGUUUUUGAGAGAACCAGAGUAUGUAACACCCAGCAGGGAUAUCUGUAAGACAUACAGUCUGUAUUUUUCACAUCACUGAUAAAGAGUGGUUGCAAUUUGACAUUUCUCUUUAGAGUAAAGUUAAUAAGCAGGCCAAGAAACGAUCAAAUGUAAUUCACAAAUUUACAAAUACACCAGAGAUUGGUUUUCCAUGUCUGUGAGGGCUAGGAAACAGAUGGCGAUGGGCUUAUUUCUCCUAAAGCUUAAUUUCAUUUAUGGUGAGUCAUUUCAUAGAAAACAGUGAUUUUCAGCGCAGAACCUUAACCUGAACCCUUAUCAAAUGUGUUUGACUGUUGGGCCAUUAUUUAGGGUGAAGCUGGAAAAACCUUCCGCAUAAAUUACACACAAAAAUUCCCUGACUGCAACCAUGGUGAUAUUCUAUUAUACAUUCAUGUAUUACUUUGUCCUUGUACUAUAUGUGUUACAGCAUUAAUGUAGUUUUUUUAAAUUCAUCUUCAGCAGUGCCUGAAUCCUGUAUCUCUGCUAAAUUAAGGACAUUACAUUAGUGUUACACCCACACAACUUGUGUGCACUGCUCACAUUUCCAAGUCUGAAAAUUUUUGGCAUCGUAUUAGCCGUUUGGUGGUAAGAGUCUUGCUGACAUGGUGUGGAAGUGUUUCAGGUACUAGUUCUCUAAAUUCUAGUCACACUGCAGUGCAGACUGUGGGUCAGUUUCUUAAACAAGAUGGAAAUCCAACCACAGUGGCAAUACAACUGAGAUGUACUGUAUAAGCUGUGUCAAGUUAUCAUGAUCACAAUGUUGUCAUGAGCCUUAGAGAGGUAUAUGAGGGUCCAGUGGGUUUGCCAGAGGAUAUGCUUAUUAAUUUUGUAACAAAGGCCUAUAGUACCCAUACCAAUUUGGUACAUUCAAUAUAGUAUAUUUAUAACAAUCAAAAUAAAGAACAGAAAUUAAAAUGAAAUGUAUAUGUUUUCUAGGUAUAUUUCACAAAGUUAUUUCAUGCUGUUAAAAUUACCACUGCUUUGAUUUCUUUUUCAGCCAGGUUCUCCUUUGACUGUUUGUGUGCUGUCCAGAGCUCGGCUUGUUUCCACAACAUGACAGUAUUUCACAUAACCAAUCCUAACCCUGAGUCUUGCUUUUUUAUUUUGAAAAUGAAGAAAAAAUUGUGAUUUUUUUUUUUUGCCCACUUGAAAUUUUAAAUUCACGUUAUCUUCAUGUAAAUGAGAAUAAGUUGUGUUUUAUUGAAAGAUAAAGCAACUGGUCAUGUGUUUUCUAUUUCUUUUCUUUUUUCUUUCUUUUUUGCAGGACAUAGCUGUAAAUUGUCUUGUUAAGAUUAUCUUCCAACUACCCCUUUCACCAAUCCCCACCCCAAAACCCAGUCCAGUCUAAGUUGAUGGAAAACUGAUCCCUGUUUCUUUAACAUAAGCCUGCUUUGAACAUCAGAGUUAAACAUGGCUGAUGCUCUUCAUACAUGUCCAGGGUCCUCCUAAUGGAUGUGCAACAACCAACUUAUCUCCAAUAACUUCACCCACAGGAGAAUGGUAGCUUCUAUAACAUUUCUUCACCAGCUAAGAAUGAAACUAAUAUUUAAUACUAAUAUUUGUGAGAUUUUAAAUCUUAUUAUUUUACAGCCAUCUCUCUGUGGGAGGCAUUAUUUGAUGUCAGAAAUCUGGUCUGAGUUUUUGUAUUUUGGUGCCACGUAUACACGCUGAGCCGACCCUGGACAUGAACUCCGUUUGGGCUUGUGUUUGGAAUCAUGUGUGCUGCAGUGGCUUGAUGACAGCUGUUGGUUUCUGACUGACAGUAAGGGCACAUCUUCUGUCUUAUAUAAUGUAAAUAAAACACCAAGUAUCUUUAAUAAGGAAAAAAUGACUGUGG
Molecule: messenger RNA, 40518 nt
Organism: Xyrichtys novacula (pearly razorfish)
Lineage: Eukaryota; Metazoa; Chordata; Actinopteri; Labriformes; Labridae
Source: the annotation of a GenBank genome assembly